AUGGCCAGACCACAGCCUUCGCAUUGGCUUCAGGAUCUGUCAAAAUCCCACCAAUGGCGUCAUUUACUUCGCGCCACGCUACGUGAAUGCACAUACCUCCCUGAUCCCAUCGCCCGCGAGUACAUGCGAAACCAUGUCAUCUCGCGAUAUCGUGCUGUCUCCUCUCGACGUGUGAAGGCUGGUCCUCAAACAGCUCAUGCAGCAAAGCAUGCCUUCUCGGUACUACGGCGAGCCAAUGAAGGAUACCAGCGCCCACUCGAGAAAGUGUUGUUGUUAUCGUACGGUCGCACGGGAAAGAGGCGCCAUGCGCUGCUGGCAGACAUGUUAGGAAACCAUCUCCCGCAAAACACCGCCUCUUUAAAAGAAUAUCUUCUCCAAGCGCCUGAGUUUACCGAUGGAUGGGAGCCCCCGGUCAUCGUGAAAAGUCUUGCCCUCGCACACGUGCAGAACCCAGUUGUGACGACGAAUCGCAUCAGGCCUUUGAUCAAGAAGUUAUCGCCACCGAUCCCCAAGGAGAACAGCUGGGGAAAGGAACUGUCUGAAUCGCGAAGAAAGACCAUUCGGAGGAGAUGGUACAACACUACACUGAGCAGUCUCAUGCCGCCAAUUCCAAAGAAAGAGCUCGAACUGCUCGAUGGCUUGAUAUCGGGAACCGUGAAAUGGAGCCCUGUCAAGAGGCGAAAGGUACUGUUUGAAAAGACUAAACCCCAGCCUGAAAGUGAGCUCUUCCAAUUGCUAGCCAAAGGUCCUGAGAAAGGGGAUACAUUUGCCGCAUAUGCCAACGGACGGCCCCACGAGAUUACAGCCAGAUUCAUGCGCCGUCAAUGGCGCCGUCUUUCUUCUCUAGUGCCUCGUUUGUACUGGAACCCAUACUUAGAGAAAUGGCGCUUCACGUGGGAUUCGCCAAAGGACGUUCCGGCUCUCGCGUUUGAUCUGAGCAGUAGUGUUGACCCAUCGGGGAUUUUCCAAUCCCUCAAGCAGGAGGGAAAGGCUGAGCGAAAGCCGCCUCCCCAGCAAUAA
Penicillium olsonii is the source of this 1020-nucleotide messenger RNA. The record is from the annotation of a GenBank genome assembly. NCBI's taxonomy places the organism in Eukaryota, Fungi, Ascomycota, Eurotiomycetes, Eurotiales, Aspergillaceae.